AUGAAACAUUUGACUCUUUGCACCAAACCUUCUCAUUCACUCUUUUCUUUUGUUUUCCUUGUGGAUAUUGUUUUUCCUUUCUUACUUUGUUGUCAGAAGCAGGGUGGUCCAUGGGAACUCUUUGGCGGUGAUUGGUGCCAGUUAAGUUAUCCUUGGAUCCAAAAGCCUUGGUCAAGACUCAUGUCUGUUCCUAAGGAGGAAGACUUGUCACAUUCUCAGCUUUCUUCUCACUUUUUCUUGGAUCUCCUUGAUUCCAUCAUAGUUGAUGUGGCAUCAGAGUGUCACAGAGUGGCAAGGCUUGGGCUUGAUUCUAAUUUGGAAGAAGAAGAUGAAGAAUUGAAGCUGUCAGCACAAGCCAGGGUUAGGGUAGCUGAUCCUAGUAAUAGUAAUGAAGCAAAUGGCAAGUAUGUGGUUGACAUAUUCGGACAAACCCAUCCUCCUGUGGCAAAUGAAAUAUUUCAGUGCAUGAAUUGUGGUCGAUCUAUCAUGGCUGGGAGAUUUGCUCCUCAUUUGGAGAAGUGCAUGGGAAAGGGAAGGAAGGCUCGUCUGAAAGUAACAAGGAGCAGCACGGUGGCGCAGAACCGGUAUUCACGAAGUAGUCCAAUUUCUGCACACUCACCAUAUUCAAAUUAUUCUACCAACAGCAUGAACCGGUUGGGAAAUGGAACCUCCACUUUUGCAGGUGAGGAGCACUCAAACGGAACACUCGAGUCAUGA
This is a messenger RNA of Sphenostylis stenocarpa, 717 nucleotides long. The record is from the annotation of a GenBank genome assembly. Lineage: Eukaryota; Viridiplantae; Streptophyta; Magnoliopsida; Fabales; Fabaceae.